AUGGAGAAGGAGGCCGCGGGGGAGGCGCGCGAAUCCCAUGGGACCGCACGGAAGCGGGCACGGACCGGCGGCGGCAAGGAUUUCAUUGCCAGGCUCUCCGACGACAUCCUCGGCACCAUCAUCUCCCUCCUCCCCACCAAGGACGGCGGCCGCACGCCCGUCCUCUCCUGCCAAUGGCGCCACCUCUGGCGCUCCGCGCCUCUCAACCUCGAGGUCAGCAUCCGACCCCCCGGCGCCGCCGGCCCCGUCCUCACCCCCUCCCGCGUCCAACCCUCUGCCGUCUCCCAGAUAAUCUCCCAGCACCAUGGCCCCGCGCGCCGGUUCUCCUUCCACUGCCGCGGCGCCGGCGACCUCUGCGCCCAGGCGGAGAGCUGGCUUCACUCCCGGGCCCUCGCCAACGUCGAGGAGCUCGACAUCGCUCACGCCAACCCGCGGCUGCUGGCGUCAGUGCUCCGCUCCGCAUCCACCACCAUCCUGGCUGCCAAGAUCAAUGGUUGUGAUUUCCCCCACGAGAUCGUGCUGGCCAUGAAUUUCCCCAGUCUCAAGAAGCUCACCCUGUUUCACACUUCCAUCUCAGAGGACGUCUUGCACGCGCUGCUCUCCGGCUGCCAUGCCUUGGAGAGCUUAUACAUGGCCGAAGUUUCUGCUGCUUGUCGCCUCCGUGUUAGCUCGCCGACUCUUAAGACCAUUAUCUUCAGCCAUAGCUCUAGUGAAAUGGCACAACUGGUGAUCUUGGAUGCUCCUCGCCUUGUAAGGCUGCUGUUGCCGUAUUAUUACGGAAGCGAUCGUGUGACUAUCAGGGUAGCUGGGGCGCCUAUGCUGGAGAUAUUGGGCCCUUUCAUAGCCGCCGUCUCCAAUAUCCUACUCUUUCAGGGAAUAAGCCCGGUCAGCUCGGCAAACUCGAUGCGCACCAUAAAGGUUUUGGCUCUCAGAUCUUCUGCAGAUAAGUUGCAUGCGGUUCUUAACAUCCUCAGGUGGUUCCCCUGUUUGGAGAGGCUCCAUGUCACUUUUGGUAAACACUAUGAUAUGGAUCAGCAAAAUGAGCCUCAACAUCACCCACUACAUCCAAUCGAAUGCCUUGAGGCCCAUCUCAAAAAAGUGGCGUUUAAGCCAUUCCAGGGCUAUGGGAAACAGGUUGAAUUUGCCAAGUUCUUUGUAUUGAAUGCAAAGCUGCUACAAGUGGAAAAUAGAGCCUCUCGACACGCUCGGUUUGUAUUCAAGAUUAUUUCAUACUGACUGAGUACCAUGUCAAUAAGCAUAAGCAUGAUUGGUCAGUCAGUAGCCGACCCCUUCCGACAGCCUUAGACAGGGUUAAUGUUUGAAGAUUGAAGUGUCUUGUGCUCAUUUGGUAGGUGGUGUUGAUGCCUAAAGAUUGCACCAUCUUCCGCUGUCUGCUCUGUUUCUAGUCUAUAGUUGCUUUGUAGUUCCAGUAACUUAUUGUAUUGAAGUUUGAGUUUUACUGAAUGUAACUUAGUGCCAUCUGUCUUGUACAAAUUAGCUACUCCCUCUGUAAAGAAAUAUAAGAUCUUUUAGAUCACUAGCUAGUAAUUUUACUCUUUCCUAGAGCAAUUAAAGCAUUGGAUUUGGCCAAGGACCUGAAAAUAAUGUUGGCUUUGGCAGGGAUCCUUGUGUGUACUGCUUCAUGCUUGUCAACUUGUUUUCUGCAUUGCUGCCAGAGAGAUUUAGUUUUUCAAGACAUGUUUGUUGCUUUCAAAACCAGGCUUUUGCUGGAUCCUUGUCACUGUGAUCUGUUGGUGGGGUAGGCUAUCCUUAGGUAGAAGAGAUCCGAGUUCUUUAAAGUACGGUUUUGACUAGAUUGGCUCCAUUUUUGUUGCUGGACGUGCAUAGUUUUCCAGUAGUGAGUGGCCUGUUGUAGAGCUAUGGUGUUUUUAUUAGGGCAUAUACAAUGGUUGAUAUGAUAAUUGUAUCUUAAACCUUGCAUGUAAUUUAGAGCUAUGAUAUCCUGCGCGUGCUGUAAUAAGCCGUGAUCAUGGUUCAUGAAUGAAUGCCCUUCAGCUUCAGGCCUUCACGUGGAUGGUACUACUGUACUUCGCUCGUGCGAAAACUCCGUGCCGCGUAAGGGCGUCUACAUCAGAUGCCAGAAAUGGCGGCCGCGCUAAAAUAAACUGCCAUGUUGAGUCGCUUUUUGGAAAGAAAAGAAAACGUCUCCAGCCGAUGUACUGCAGGGUGCUCGACUUUUUUUUACGUCAUGCCUAAGUUUUGCUAAAAAGUGAUGCAAAUAUACCUCACCACUACCUACUGCCCUGAAACCAAAAACGCAUGGGCGACAACCCAACCAUCACUCGGUGAAACUUCCCUACUGUCAACUUUCUGUCGCCACUCCACGUCGAUUUUGGUAGCAGCCGC
Aegilops tauschii subsp. strangulata is the source of this 2367-nucleotide messenger RNA. RefSeq names its product F-box/LRR-repeat protein At4g14103-like. The record is from RefSeq and is a predicted model, not a curated record. Lineage: Eukaryota; Viridiplantae; Streptophyta; Magnoliopsida; Poales; Poaceae. Gene Ontology annotation, molecular function: protein binding.